Messenger RNA from Hypomesus transpacificus, 885 nucleotides. It is a transcript of the gene lyz, whose product is annotated as lysozyme. NCBI's taxonomy places the organism in Eukaryota, Metazoa, Chordata, Actinopteri, Osmeriformes, Osmeridae. Bases 103 to 546 code for a protein of 147 amino acids. The record is from RefSeq and is a predicted model, not a curated record. The transcript has 4 exons. Gene Ontology annotation, biological process: defense response to Gram-negative bacterium; defense response to Gram-positive bacterium. Gene Ontology annotation, molecular function: lysozyme activity.
GCAAGCACUGGUUCCACAUAUUGUAAACACUACUAUACACCACCAUGAGCCUAUAUAAGGCUAGGAGAAGCAGUGUGAAUCAACCACAAACUCCUGACAAGAAUGAGGGCUCUUGUGUUUCUUCUACUUGCUGCAGUGGCAAGCGCUAAGGUAUACCAAAGAUGUGCACUAGCUAAAGUGAUGAAGGAUGCUGGAAUGGAUGGUUUCCGAGGAAACAGCCUGCCCAACUGGGUGUGUUUGGCCAAAUGGGAGUCAAACUACAACACUGAAGCCAUCAAUCACAACACAGACGGCUCCACCGACUAUGGAAUCUUUCAGAUCAACAGCCGUUACUGGUGUGAUGAUGGACGCACACCUGGGUCCAAGAACAUUUGUGGCAUCCGUUGUAGAGAAUUGUUGACAGAUAACAUUCAAACUGCCAUCCGCUGUGCCAAACGUGUGGCCCAGGACCCUAAUGGAAUUAAGGCCUGGGUGGCCUGGCGUUGCCACUGUCAGAACCAGGACCUGAGCUCGUAUGUGGCCGGAUGUGGAGUAUGGAAACUCUGAGGAAGCGGCAUACAUCAUGACAUACCAUUUCUCUCAAAGAAUGUUUCGGUUUCCAUUCCGCUUUAAUCCACCCCAGGGUUCAGAGAAGCUUUAUAACUAUUAGUUAAGAUUUUAAAUAUCCUGAUAACUGAAAGUUACUUGCAUACAUAUACUACAAAGUAUUGCUUACUUUAAUACACUGAGCAUGCAUAAACAUUUAUGAAAACAAUUCUGCUUGUGGUUUUCUUUGUUCUGGAGUUUCAGUUAUGGACUUGUACUCAUUGUUUCAGACCGUAGACAUACACGUUUUAUUUCUUGGCCAACAUAAUCAUGUUCAUGAUGCUUUGCAGAGCAUGCAAC